This is a messenger RNA of Harpia harpyja (harpy eagle), 9017 nucleotides long. RefSeq names its product lysine acetyltransferase 6A (gene KAT6A). The record is from RefSeq and is a predicted model, not a curated record. Gene Ontology annotation, molecular function: DNA binding; histone acetyltransferase activity. Gene Ontology annotation, cellular component: MOZ/MORF histone acetyltransferase complex; nucleosome. The transcript has 19 exons. The coding region runs from base 333 to 6482 and encodes 2049 amino acids. NCBI's taxonomy places the organism in Eukaryota, Metazoa, Chordata, Aves, Accipitriformes, Accipitridae. Gene Ontology annotation, biological process: regulation of DNA-templated transcription; nucleosome assembly.
CUCCCACGCCCCCUCCCCCCGCCGCAGAGCUCCGGACCCAAGAUGGCCGCCGUGUCAGUUUCGGGCUUCGCCGCCGUCCGGCCUUUGCCUCUCGGUUCCCGUCUCUCGCAGGCCUCGGCCUAAUGUUACAGUUCUGAUUGUGAGUGUGCAGACCAGAAGCUGAGUGUGAAAACAAAUAAUGUUUGAGAAAGGAGGAGUAAUUCAGAACAGAAAACGUGUAUGCUAUGGUUAGCUGGUUCCCAUCAUUCGAGAAUCUGUUUUCUCAUUGUGUGAAACUUGUUCAGCAUCGGGAUAAAGGAUAACGACUCUAUGGAUAUACAGAAUUCUUCACCAUGGUAAAACUCGCCAACCCGCUGUAUACAGAGUGGAUUUUGGAGGCAAUCAAAAAGGUAAAGAAGCAAAAACAGCGUCCUUCAGAGGAGAGGAUAUGCAAUGCAGUGUCAUCUUCGCACGGUUUGGACCGCAAAACUGUUCUGGAACAGUUAGAGUUGAGUGUUAAAGAUGGAACUAUUUUAAAAGUCUCCAAUAAGGGUCUCAACUCCUACAAGGAUCCUGAUAAUCCUGGGAGAAUAGCACUUCCGAAACCUCGGAACCAUGGCAAGUUGGAUGGUAAACCAAACGUGGACUGGAACAAACUUAUCAAACGGGCAAUUGAGGGCUUGGCUGAGUCUAGUGGCUCAUCCUUGAAGAACAUCGAGCGCUUUCUGAAAGGUCAGAAAGAUGUGUCUGCAUUAUUUGGAGGUAGCGCUGCCUCCAUUUUUCACCAGCAAUUACGAUUAGCUGUCAAACGUGCUGUUGGCCAUGGUAGGCUCCUUAAAGAUGGACCUCUGUACCAACUCAACACUAAAGCAACCACUAAUGCUGAUGGGAAGGAGAGUUUUGAGUCUCUUUCCUGUCUCCCUCCAGUGUGUCUCCUUCCCCAUGAAAAGGAUAAGCCGGUUGCUGAACCAAUUCCAAUCUGCAGUUUCUGCCUUGGUACAAAAGAGCAAAAUCGGGAGAAGAAACCUGAAGAGCUCAUCUCUUGUGCUGACUGUGGCAACAGUGGUCAUCCGUCCUGUUUGAAGUUCUCUCCAGAGUUGACGGUUCGAGUGAAAGCCUUGCGAUGGCAGUGCAUUGAGUGCAAAACAUGCAGUUCCUGUCGAGAUCAGGGCAAAAAUGCUGAUAACAUGCUAUUUUGUGACUCAUGUGACCGUGGCUUUCACAUGGAGUGUUGUGACCCCCCUCUUACCAGGAUGCCAAAAGGUAUGUGGAUAUGUCAAAUAUGCCGGCCACGGAAGAAAGGAAGAAAACUUCUACACAAGAAGGCAGCACAGAUAAAACGACGCUAUGCUAACCCGAUAGGACGUCCCAAAAACAGGUUAAAGAGUCAAAAUACAACAUCAAAAGGCCCUUUCAGCAAAGUUCGAACUGGCCCUGGUCGGGGUCGGAAGCGUAAGAUCGCUCUGUCCAGCCAGUCAGCAUCAUCAGAAGGAUACCUGGAGCAGACAGAUGUCUUGGACUUCUGCAGAGAUGGCAGCACCACCUUGAAGUUUAACAAGAAAACCAAAGGGCUUAUAGAUGGCCUUACUAAAUUCUUCACUCCCUCCCCUGAUGGACGAAAAGCUCGAGGGGAAGUGGUAGACUAUUCUCAGCAGUAUAGGAUCAGGAAAAAGGGUACCAGGAAAUCUAGCACUUCAGAAUGGCCCACAGGUAAAGAUUUUUCAUCCUGCCAAUACAAUCAGGAUGGCUGGGAUGGAAAACAGGAAAAUGAGGAGCGUUUUUUUGGGAGCCAGGAUGUCUUAACUGAAAAAGACAUGGAGUUGUUUAGAGAUAUUCAGGAACAAGCACUGCAGGUGUAUGGGAGCUGGGUCUCUGCAUUUGUGUUGGGCAUUCAUUUGGAAGAGGGGUUUGUGGCUGAAAAGAAGGCCCAGGUGCAGGACUCGUUGCCGAAAGUAGGGGUGACUGGGCCUCCUGAUCCACAAGUCCGAUGUCCUUCUGUCAUUGAAUUUGGCAAGUAUGAAAUCCAGACCUGGUACUCCUCCCCAUAUCCACAGGAAUACUCGAGGCUACCCAAGUUGUACCUUUGUGAAUUCUGUCUAAAGUAUAUGAAAAGCAGAACUAUUCUCCAACAGCAUAUGAAAAAAUGUGGCUGGUUUCAUCCUCCAGCCAAUGAAAUUUACAGAAAAAACAACAUUUCAGUCUUUGAGGUUGAUGGCAAUGUCAGCACUAUCUACUGCCAGAAUUUGUGCUUGUUAGCCAAACUCUUCCUGGACCAUAAGACUCUCUAUUACGAUGUGGAGCCAUUUCUUUUCUACGUGCUGACACAGAAUGAUGUCAAGGGCUGUCACCUUGUUGGCUACUUUUCCAAGGAAAAACACUGCCAACAGAAGUACAAUGUUUCCUGUAUAAUGAUUCUUCCACAAUACCAGCGUAAGGGCUAUGGCAGGUUCCUAAUUGACUUCAGCUAUUUGCUUUCAAAGCGUGAGGGUCAAGCAGGAUCACCAGAGAAGCCUCUGUCAGACCUUGGGCGCCUCUCAUAUAUGGCUUAUUGGAAAAGUGUAAUAUUGGAGUGCCUUUAUCAUCAACGUGACAAGCAAUUAAGCAUCAAGAAAUUGAGUAAGCUGACUGGAAUCUGCCCUCAAGAUAUCACUUCCACUCUACAUCACCUGCGAAUGCUUGACUUCCGUAGUGAUCAAUUUGUGAUCAUUCGUCGGGAGAAACUUAUCCAGGAACAUAUGGCAAAGCUUAGAACUAAUGUCCGACCUAUAGAUGUGGAUGCAGAAUGUCUGCGUUGGACACCUGUUAUAGUUUCCAACUCAGUUGUCUCUGAAGAUGAAGAAGAGGAGACAGAGGAUGGGGAAAAUGAAGAGCAACAACAGCAGAAAGAAAAGGAUCCAGAGACCAGUAUGGUAAAAUCUGUGUCAUGGGAGAAGAAGGAGCAAGAGCCUUACUCACCUACAGAGAGCGAAAAAAAGCCAGACAUUGUUGCUCCAGCCAAUUCUGCACGGCCAAACAAGCACAUUUUUCCCCUGGAUAGUCUUCCAGCAAACAGUCAGCCAUCACGAAGAGGUCGAUGGAACCGCAAGGGCAAAAAACUUCGGGAGCCGUUUUGUGAGAAGGAGCCAGUAUUGCCCAUGGAGGACAAAACACCAGUUACCAGUGGGCGAUGCAGUGAAUGUGAGGAGAAAUCAGCAGCCUCACGAGGCCGGUGCAGUGACUGUGAGGAGAAGUCAGCGGCCUUGCAAGGAAGAUGUGAUGAAUGUGAGGAGAAGUCUCCAGCCCCAAGAGGCCGGUAUGCUGAAGAUGAGGAAAAAUCUGCAGUUUCCCAGGGACAGUAUGGCAAAGGUGAAAAAUCUGCAAUUCCCCGUCGGCGGUACAGCGAAGGUAUGGAAAGGUGGAGAGGGCAGUUGAAAAAGAACACGGAGCCACUGAAGUGUAGAUUCCCGGAGGACUGCGACAGAUUACCCCGCCGCUACAGUGAUAGUGAUAGGGCACUUCUGAGGUGUUUCAGUGAGAGUAGUGAAGAGGAGGAUGAUGAGCCUGUGAGUCCUCGAUCAAGCUCUCCACCUGUUCUCACCAAACCAACAUUAAAACGAAAGAAACCAAUUCUUCAUCGGAAGAGGCGAGUCCGCAAGCGUAAGCACCACAACAGCAGCGUUGUCACUGAAACAAUCUCGGAGACCACAGAAGUGCUGGAUGAACCAUUUGAGGACUCAGACUCUGAACGACCAAUGCCCCGAUUAGAGCCUACAUUUGAGAUUGAGGAGGAGGAAGAGGAGGAGGAGGAUGAAGAGGAGGAGAAUGAACUUUUGCCCAGUGGAUACUUUCGGCACUUAGCCCCACCAGACACACUCAGGCAUAGACCCUCUUCUAAGAGGAAGUCCAAAGAUGAGGAGGAGUCUGAUGACACUAAUGGUAACCCAACUUUGAAACCAUUAUCUAUGCUGAGAAAAUGUGAAGCAAAGGAUUCUUCGCUUGAGCCAGAUACUUCUACACCCAUGAAAAAGAAGAAGGGAUGGCCAAAAGGGAAAAGCCGAAAACCAGUCCACUGGAAGAAAAGACCUGGUCGAAAACCAGGUUUUAAACUGAACCGGGAAAAGGUGCCACCAUCAGUUCAGGAUGAAGGAGUUGAUGCAGUGGUAGCUAAUUCAAAACCAGGGCGUAAGCCCAAAAUUUCAGAUAAAGAAGAAGGUGUUGAGCAGAAAGAAGAGCUCCCUCUUAUUGAGGAAAGGAAAGAGGAAGAUGUGAAUAUGGAAGCAGAAGAGGUAGGAGAGGGAGAAGAGGAAGAUACAGCCAGCAGUGAAGUAAGAGCAGUUUCUCCUGUGGACAGCAACAGCAGUCCAGUGCCAGAAGUAAAAGAGCCUGAGAUAGAAGAGGAGGUAGAGGAGAAGCCACGGGUUUUAGAAGAGCAAAGGCAAUCAGAAGAAGAACAGCAAGAACUAGACGAACCUGAGCACGACCAUGAGGAAGAAGAGGAAGUUGCAGUAGUGACAAAUCAAAAUGAAGAUCAUGAUGCUGAUGACGAAGAUGAUGGUCAUCUGGAGUCUGUGAAGAAAAAAGAAUUGGAGGAACAGCCUGUUAGAGAAGGGGUGAAGGAGGAGCCUCAGGUGCAAGAAUGUUUUUUAGAAACAAGCAUACCGAGCAGUAGAGAAGAUGCAAAAGAAAAAGAUGAAGCAGAGGCAGAUUCUGAGGAAGAGCAGGCUUCUAAUGAGACCUCGGUGGGCUCAGAGCACGUCCCUGGGUCUGAAGAUGAUCACGAAGAAGAGCAAAGUAAUAAAGAAGGGUUAAUUGAAUUAAAGGAAGAGGAAGAGAUUCCUCAUAGUGAACUAGAUCUUGAAACUGUCCAAGCAGUCCAGUCCUUGACACAGGAGGAAAGCAAUGAGCAUGAUGUAGCUUACCAGGACUGUGAAGAAACUCUUGCAGCUUGCCAGACUUUGCAGAGUUACACCCAGACUGAGGAGGAUCCUCAGAUAUCAAUGGUUGAAGAUUGCCAGGCCUCAGAACACAACAGUCCAAUAUCUUCUGUUCAGUCCCACCCCAGCCAGUCUGUACGUUCUGUCAGCAGCCCAAACGUGCCUGCUCUGGAGAGCAGUUACACCCAGAUAAGUCCUGAACAAGGAUCCCUGUCCGCACCCUCUAUGCAGAACAUGGAGACCAGCCCCAUGAUGGAUGUGCCUUCAGUAUCGGACCACUCUCAGCAGGUGGUGGAUAGUGGCUUCAGUGACCUUGGCAGCAUUGAGAGCACUACAGAGAAUUACGAAAACCCCAGCAGCUAUGACUCCACUAUGGGAGGCAGCAUUUGUGGAAAUAACUCUUCCCAGAGCAGCUGUUCGUACGGAGGACUGUCCUCUUCUAGCAGCCUCACUCAGAACAGUUGUGUUGUCACUCAGCAAAUGGCAAACAUUGGCAGCAGUUGCAGCAUGAUGCAGCAAAACACCGUCCAGCCUGCAGCAAACUGCAAUAUCAAGUCACCUCAGAGCUGUGUAGUAGAAAGGCCUCCAAGUAACCAGCAACCAACGACGCAGCCACAACAGCAACCGCCUCAGUCACAGCAGCCACAGCCCCCACCUCCACCCCAGCAGCAACCUCCACUGUCUCAGUGUAGCAUGAACAACAGCUUCACCCCAGCACCUAUGAUCAUGGAAAUACCUGAAUCGGGGAGCACUGGUAACAUAAGUAUCUAUGAGAGGAUUCCAGGGGAUUUUGGUGCUGGGAGCUAUUCACAACCAUCAGCCACAUUCAGUUUAGCCAAGUUGCAGCAGCUGACAAACACCAUUAUGGACCCUCAUGCCAUGCCUUAUAGCCAUUCUCCUGCUGUGACUUCCUAUGCAACCAGCGUUUCUCUGUCCAACACAGGACUGGCUCAGCUAGCUCCCUCUCAUCCGUUAGCAGGCACACCACAAGCACAAGCCACUAUGACACCCCCACCAAACCUGGCGUCCACCACCAUGAACCUCACGUCACCUCUGCUUCAGUGUAACAUGUCUGCUACCAAUAUCGGUAUUCCACACACGCAGAGGUUGCAGGGGCAGAUGCCAGUCAAGGGGCACAUUUCCAUUCGCUCUAAAUCAGCACCACUGCCCUCUGCAACUGCACACCAGCAGCAGCUCUAUGGCCGCAGCCCACCCGCAGUUGCCAUGCAGGCUGGUCCUCGUACGUUAGCUGUUCAACGGGGUAUGAACAUGGGAGUCAACCUAAUGCCGACCACCCCUUACAAUGUUAAUUCCAUGAAUAUGAACACCCUGAAUGCCAUGAACAGCUACAGAAUGACACAGCCUAUGAUGAACAGCAGUUACCAUAGUAACCCUGCCUACAUGAACCAGACAGCACAGUAUCCUAUGCAGAUGCAGAUGGGAAUGAUGGGGAGCCAGGCCUAUACCCAGCAGCCUAUGCAGCCAAAUCCUCAUGGAAACAUGAUGUACACUGGCCCCUCCCAUCACAGCUACAUGAAUGCUGCUGGGGUGCCCAAGCAGUCUCUCAAUGGACCAUACAUGAGAAGAUGAGCAAGAUGAACUUGCAUCCUAGAAACUGAAAUAUAUAUAAAUAAAGGAACCUUUUAUACUGACGAACCAGAGAAAAUGGACCUUUUUCCAGUUAAAAUAUUGCUGUAGAUUUAGAGGGAUUUUCUUUGGUUUAUUUUAUUUUUUAGGAAGCCUGGUCUUUAUUUUUUGGAUUUUUUUUUUUGUUUUGUGUUUUUGUUUUCUUCACAAUCCUGAAACAUUUUACAGCUAAAAUCAUUUACAGAUGUUUUUUAGAGGGGAAAACAUGCACAAAAUCUUUUCAUAAUUUAAAAAGAGCCUUACUUUGCUGACAAUGUGGACAGAAUAUGUGUAACAGUGAAAUCAUCUUUCUAAAUUUUUUUUUCAAAUGUAUGUCCUUCUCCCUCCCCUGUGCCCCUCUGUAUGCAGUUUCUAGUGCUGCAGUCAUGUAAAAUGUUUGACAUCUCAAAGAAUAACAACCCUUCCCUCUAAACCCCACCUAGCAUUUCCUACUUCUAGCAGGAGGCACUUAUUGGGAGACUUGGAAGGGGACACAGAGGAUAAAUGAAGCUCUUUAUUUCUGCAAGUCAGGAAAAAUUUUUAAUCUUUCAUUUUCCCUGACUCCCUUGCCCUCAGUAAAAUUUGGAGUUACAUGUAAACAAUAAAGUAUUCGCACUGGUGUUUUUGUAGAUGAGUUAAUUGAAAUUGUAUGUUUCAUGCUGAAAAUAUAAUGUAAUUUUAAAGCGAUCCCAUUCACCACCCAGACAUGCAUGUGCGCGCAGACGUGCAUGCAUGCCCACAUGUUCUGUCACUCUGAACUACUCAAGAAGCAUCUCAAGAGAGAACUGUUUGUAUCCCUUAUGCAGUCGUGAGGAGGAUAGGGUGGUUAAUGGUCUGUUAGGACAAGACAAUGGUUGCAGGCUCUUCUGGUGAACGGCAAGUCAGCCACAACUCUGAGAUCCCAAACUCUGAUUUAGUAUGUACUUCGAAAUGCUGAGGGUCUUGGUUCUGAGCCUUUGAGUCAGGCUGAGCUCAAAAGCAGCUGUUUCCAGUGGCCUGCCUCUUAAUCUCUUUGCUUAGGUAAUCUGGGAAGAUAAAGUGUACGUUUUAAGUGACUUUGACGAGAACCCUGUGGUGUCCUUGUCAUUCUUCGAUUCCUGGUAUGGGGUAGGAAGUUGCUGAAUGUGCCGCGCUCGGGGGGGGGGGGGUCAGUGAUGUUUUCGGUGAUUCUCCCACUACGUUUGAGACCCAUUUAUAGGAAUAGCCACACUUUUGAUCUAGUGUGGGAAAAGAAGGGAAUCGGCCUGUUUUGCAAGAGUGAAACAGUCCAAACACCAUAGUAGGAUGCAGGCGGCAGGAUUUUGGUGUUUAUUACCGCAUAAUCCAAUUUACAUUCUUUUUGGCUACACUGCUGGCAUGUCACCCAAUCCAAAAAGGGACACCCUUUAGUGUAAAGUUCUUUUUUUAUUGUAUAUGAAGUAGAAAUACAGACACAUUAAUAAGACUAAUUUCUUUUGUUUUUAAACCAAAAGAGUCUAAAAGAAGGUUGGGGUUUCUUCAGAUGCACUAAAAUGGACUUUCCUCCAAUAACUGCUAACUGUAAAAGGCAGAAUUCAAAGGACUUCCACUUUUUAUUUCUGUUUAGUUUUGAGCAUGUACAAGGCUGUGUAGGACCCCAUUUCUCUGUAUAUACUAUUCCAGUUCCAAAUAACCCAUGUAGAAAGCGCACUGUGCUGCCCUCUCCUUCCUAGAUCUUCAGCUGUGUCACUGCUUCCUGAUUGCUGGGGGGGGUGUGGGUAGGGGGGGGGUAGGGGUCUGAGACAGGAGGAGAAGCUGUUGAAAUGAGGGCCGUGAAUUUAGUUUGUUUGCCGUUAUGUUUGGUUUGGUUUUGUAUGUUUUUUUUAUCAAUUGGGCAGCUCCCUUUUCCACAAGCCUUUGUGACUGUAGAACUAUUGUAGAAAAAAAAUGUUCUUUUCUAUAUAUAAAAAGAAAUUAUCCAACGCAGUAAUAUUGGUACCUACCAUUUUUUCACUUCUGUUUAAAAAAAAAAAUAUGUAUUUUUAGCAAGAUAACUUGGGUAAUCUUCUAAAAGAAAUUAAAAAAAAAAUCUCACUGUUAGUGACUUUGAUGCCUUUUAAAAAUAAGAGCUUUUUCAUUUCAUUCCAUCUUUAAAAUUUUUUAUCUUUGUUGUAGAAUAUUAAAAACUAUUUUAAGAAAGAUAAAAAUUCUCUUUAAAGAGAUCUCUAGAGUGUGUGAAUAGGAGCUCCAGAUGCCUCUAAAAGCCGCAUGUACAAAUGAAGCUGAGUCUAUUCCUGUCUGUUUAUAUUUGCUUUUCCUGUUUUGUAACCUCUUUGUACUUUGUUCAUGGUGACUUGUAAGCUAAGGGGAAGGGGUGCCUAGAUGCCUUUGUAAUUCUCCAUGUCAUACGCUCCUGGCUGGAUGGUCUCCCUUCCUCUCCUUGUAUGUAAUAUCACUUUUUUUUCCCCUUUCUAGCAAGUACUUUCAAAAGAACUCUGUACAUUUUAACAUAAAAAAUAAAUUAUGUUGAGCCAUUUUGGA